CGCUCGAGCAGAGGGCUCGCGGUAAACUCUGUGAGAGAGGAGCACAGCAUCCAGAGCUUGUUGAAGGUAAAUUGACCUGCAGUGCACUGUUAACAUGGCAGCCUCCGGAGAUAUCCAGGUCAAGGAGCUCGACAAGCGGGCUUCCGGCCAGGCCUUUGAGGUCAUCCUGGGUGCUCCUGCCCCAGACGCCAAGGGCGACUUCCCCCUGUCUCCUCCCAAGAAGAAGGAUGUCUCGCUGGAGGAGAUCCAGAGGAAGCUGGACGCUGCGGAGGAGAGACGCAAGAACCAUGAAGCCGAGGUUCUGAAGCACUUAGCUGAGAAGCGCGAGCAUGAAAAGGAAGUGCUACAGAAAGCUAUGGAGGAGAACAACAACUUCAGUAAGAUGGCAGAGGAGAAGCUCAAUCAGAAGAUGGAGGCCAACAAAGAGAACCGCACAGCACUUAUGGCAGCGAUGAACGAGAAAUUCAAGGAGAAGGACAAGAAGUUGGAAGAGGUGCGAAAGAACAAGGAAACCAAAGAGGGCACCGAAGACUGAGAGUGGCAAAGGGGGGAUUGUACAGGGUUUUUUACGUAUCCAAAGAUUGAUUUAUUUUUUGUUUGGCCAGUAUUUUUGUUGUGUUCACUACCCAACUUUUUGAAAUGAAGUUCCACUUUGUGAAUUUUUCAAUUCUCCUGCUAUAAGUGUACUUGCGCUGGUUUUAACAUGUGGAUCAUUUCCCCCACUUGUUGAGUCUGUUCCAUUUGAUAUGUAGCUUGUCAAUGCAGCUUCUGCCCUUUUUCAAGAUUAGCAGUGUGUACUUAUCCUUUUUGAGGAUGCAUGUUUCUAUGCAUAGGUCUUUUAUCCCUGCCUAUUUCAUAGUGCAUUUUGAAAAAUGUCCCUGUGAACCACACCUGUUCUCUGCACUUACUGUAUAUUAAAAUAAUAAUGAUAAAAAAAAAA
This is a messenger RNA of Plectropomus leopardus (leopard coralgrouper), 940 nucleotides long. Its product is annotated as stathmin-like. NCBI's taxonomy places the organism in Eukaryota, Metazoa, Chordata, Actinopteri, Perciformes, Serranidae. Gene Ontology annotation, cellular component: neuron projection; cytoplasm. The record is from RefSeq and is a predicted model, not a curated record. Gene Ontology annotation, biological process: regulation of microtubule polymerization or depolymerization; neuron projection development; microtubule depolymerization. Gene Ontology annotation, molecular function: tubulin binding.